AUGCUCGGUCCGUCGACGUCGGGGCCCCGGCCGCUGCCGACGUUCAUCGCCGCACUGUGCCUCCUCAUCGCCUCCUCCUCGGCCCUCGCAGGCAGCGGCGGCGUCUGCUUCGACUCGUGCUCCAACACCCUCAGCCAGCCGCAGUUCAAUGACACGCAGUCGUACCAUGGCGGCAAGCCGUCCAGGUCCGAGUUUAUCACUUCGUGCGUCAGCCAGCUGCACAUCAAGUCGCUGUACCUCUGCGCCGACCUCCACUGCGACUUGACGCACCGUGUCGCUGGCCUGAGCAACCUCAACCACACGUGCCAGGCUUACAUGAACACCUCGCUGCCGCCCUUUGACAUCGUCGCCGACUAUUCCAGUGAGGACAUUGCCGGCUUGCGGAGGCUGACCAAGGCGGAGGGAUCUAAUACGUCGACUGUGCUGAAUGAGGUGGUGUUGCCCGCGGAUGCCUACUAUCAGAUCUGGUUCGACUCUCUCGAAUCUGUCGAGUACACGUACGGCAAUCACUACAGAUAUGGUUUCUACGUGAUUGUCUUCUGGUUCAUCGUAGUUGCCAUCGGUCUGGGGUCUCGCCUAGUAUCGGCCAUUGGAAGUCUUCAAAAGCAGGAACUGGAUUCACGAAAGUCGCCCAGCAUCCUUCACUGGUCCGCCCUCUGGCUCAAGCGAUACAUCACCGUCCCUGCCACCUUUGGGUACCGUUGUUCUCAGAACCUCGGCUGGUGCACGAUACCGCCACGCAUCCAGAGUCUCACCAUAGUUGCCUUUGUUGCCGUCAAUGUCUUCUUCUGUGUUCACGGGUACUGGAUCUUCCCCGGCCACAUGUAUUGGCCGCAGGUAUACCAUUUGGUCUGGCGUUAUGUAGCCGACAGAACCGGCAUCAUCUCGUUCGCCAACUUCCCCAUCAUCUGGCUCUUUGGUAUGAGGAACAACCUUCUCAUGUGGCUGACCGGCUGGGACUUUGGCACGUACAACAACUUCCACCGCUGGGUUGCCCGCGUUGCAACGCUACAGGCCGUGAUCCAUUCUGUCGGUUACGUUGUCCUUGUCUUUGAUGAUGGUGACUGGUCGUACUGGAUGUCGUAUUGGUCACAGAUGUGGUGGAUUGAAGGAUGGGUUGCUACCGUUGGCAUGGUUGCCCUGCUCUUUGCUUCCGUGUUUUGGAUGCGACGGAAGCAGUAUGAGCUGUUCCUCAUUCUCCAUAUUCUAUUGUCAAUCCUCGUCCUCAUAACCAUGCUUGGCCACGUUUCCAUCUUUAUGGGCCAGUUCGACAUACUCUUCUGGGUGCCUUGCUUCAUCUGGAUCGCUGACCGCGUCCUCCGUAUGUCGCGGACACUGUCCUUCAACCUCAAGUUCUGGAACACCUUUGCUCUCGCCACUUACGACGCAAACUCAAACAUCGUCCGCAUCAACGUCCCAUACUCUACUAGCUUCUACGAGCCGAAGCCCGGCAGCUACUACUACCUCCACGUCCUCAGCGACAAGCGAUUCUGGGAGAGCCAUCCGUUCACCAUGGCCUGCACGACGACAAACAUGCACCUUCGGAGGAAGUCGUCCAGCGAACAGACGCCGCUGCUCGUCGCAGGAGAGCACGACAUAGAGCCCCUUUCCGAGGUUGGGUACGAGCCCAGAAGAGGCGAGCCCUCCAUGACUUUCCUCAUCCGCCCCUAUGACAGCUUCACCGGCCGCCUGCGCGAGGAGGCAGCUGCACAAUGGCCUCGGCCUGCGCGCCUGCGCGUCCUUAUCGAAGGACCCUACGGUCACAAGCAGCCCUUUAACCAGUUUGACGACCUGCUUUUCAUCGUCGGAGGCAGUGGCAUUGUUGUGCCGCUGGCGCAUCUCGCGGAACUCACCAAGGCCUCGUCAAGGACUCGGUCGAUUAAGAUUGUCUGGGCCGUCCGCGAGCUGAGUUUCGCUGUGGACGUGCUGCGUCAAGACUUUGAAGACCCUUUUGAGGGUGGCAAGUUGUCUGUCGACAUUUACAUCACACAACACAGCCUCGCGUCAAAUGCUGCCCGGCCGGAAGAGUGGCCGGAGCAAGUGCGUUUACUCCACGGGCGUCCUGACGUUCGUGAGGAGGUGCAAGAUGCCGCGACGGGGGCCGACAAGGCGAGUCUCGCUGUUGUCGCGUGCGGGCCUAGUAUUAUGGCUGAUGACGCGCGGCAGUCAGUCGUCGAGAUGUUGGGCCGUGGGUGGUCGAAAAUCGACUACUUCCAGGAGAGCUUCAACUGGUGA
Molecule: messenger RNA, 2235 nt
Organism: Colletotrichum orchidophilum
Lineage: Eukaryota; Fungi; Ascomycota; Sordariomycetes; Glomerellales; Glomerellaceae
Product: ferric reductase like transmembrane component
Exons: 7
Coding region: 1-2235 (744 amino acids)
Biological process (GO): copper ion import; iron ion transport; intracellular iron ion homeostasis
Cellular component (GO): plasma membrane
Molecular function (GO): ferric-chelate reductase activity
Source: RefSeq, a predicted model, not a curated record